UGGUACGUAACAGCUCCUAUUUUAUUUUUAGUGUACAAGCGUUACACGAUUAUUUUAUAUUUAUUAUUUUCUAUUUUGAUUGUUAGUAUAUAUCGCCGAUCUAUCAAUUGUAAAAAUUAUUCGGUGAAUUGUGUACACAAAAAGCUGGAAAAGAGAAGUUAAAUUAACAUUAUAAUAUGUUAUAUAUUGUCAUCGUUGAUUAAAAAGAUUUUUUAAACAAUAAAAGAAAAUAAUUACUGUUUGAGACAAUUUUUAUUAAAAUUGAUAUUAAAUUUUGCAGCAGACAUUUUUUUCACUACUCUGAAAUACCUUGAAAACAAACAUCUCGCACAAUGACACAGUCGACGAUUACAUGUUAUUUCAAAAAAGAAAUUCAUAUAGAUUGGGAUGAAGCGGACAAUUGUUAUGGUGAGUUAUUUGAUAAUUCUAAUGAGAGAUAUAAUCCAAGAGUCGUUCUAGAGAAACUCCCAGAAUCUCUACUGCAAAAGCACGUUAAUAAAAAUAAAGUUGUUCCAGUAAAUGCAUCUUUAGAAAUAGUUGAAAAAUGUUCAAGGUGUAAAAAAACAUAUAAAAAUAAAAAUAGUUUCCUAACGCAUAAUUAUUAUUGCGGGAAGGAACGUGAUUUACAAUGCGAUCAUUGUUCCUACAAGACAAACCAGAAAACAAAUUUAGUUAUUCACAUUUCAAAAUCUCAUUUAAAAGGAAAUGAGAGAGCUCGUGAAACCAAACAUGACUAUGAUUGUAAAUUUUCAAGAUUCUGUGAAAAAUGUAAAAUAAUUUCUAAAGCACUUUGUCCAAGUAAAUGCGAGAGAUGUUGUAAUAAAUUACUCUACCAAUGCAAAAAAUGUAUGAAACAAUUUAAGACUCAUUCAUUAGCAUAUUAUCAUUGGUCUACUAGAUGCGGCGUAAAAGGAUAUUUUUAUUGUAUUAAAUGUGAUUUUAAAUCAGUCUGGAGGUCUAAAAUAAUACGCCACAUGAUUCAGACACAUCAAAGUUCAAAAUCAAGUGCAGAAUCCGAACACAUAAGAUGGACUGCUCUAAAUCACAGUGAUAAAAAGCGGGAAUCAAGCUUAUACCAAUGUCCAAAAUGUACCAAAAUCAUGGAAAACUCUGAGGCAUUAUCGUGGCACAUAAUAUUCUGCGGGGCAAAACAUCGUAGUGAAAAUGUUGACAUAGAAUUCGAGGACGUUAAAGAUGUUCAAUUUAAAGUUCAAUCAGAACUUAACAAAUGUUCAGAGUGUGGAAAAAUAUUUGAUCAUAUUUAUUCUUUGAAUAUACAUACAAGAUAUUGCAAGAAAACAAAAUAUAUAACUAGGAUAAAUAAAGACAGUGACGUUGAAGUUGUUGAAACUGACGAAGAUCGUCUUUUGAAAUCAUCAAUAUCAGCAGAUGCACGAUAUGCAAGGAUCAAAGAAAUGGUUGUCAAGUAUUGUGCCAAAUGUCAAAAAGAGACAGCUAUUGAAGAGGGUUGGGGAAUUGGCCGCAAAGCAUUAUGUCACAAAUGUAAAUCUUUAUUAUUCUUUAAAUGUAAAAAAUGUCUUAAAAAAUAUGUUAGAUAUUCAAGUAUCUUACUUCAUUUGAACGCCAUUUGCUAUCCUCAAGAAGAAUACCAAUGCACCAAAUGUAAUUACACAGCCUCCAUCUCUAAUAAAGUAAAAGAACAUUAUGUCUCGGUACACGGAACUGAUAAUGCGAAGUGUAAAAAAUGCGGAAGCAAAUUUAAAAGUAUUAAUUAUUUAAAAAGACAUAUGCGCCGAUGUGGAGUACAACCAAAAUUCCAGUGCGAUGAUUGUCCAUUCAAGUCAAAACUGAAGCUUUAUUUGAGAACACAUAUCUUCCGUAGUCACAUGGAACCCAUAGUUAUUGAUAGAGGCGAAUCCAUUAAAAUGUCACGGCAGCGCUUUUCACGAUCGAUGAUUCAUCUCAAGGCUCACUGCUCUAAGUGUGAAAAAGAGCAAAGUUUGAGUGACCGUCUCAAAAAUUGCCGAACCUGUAAAAAAACACUAUGUUACAAGUGCAAAACCUGUAAUAAUUAUUAUACCUGCGAUGAUGAGAAUGCGUGCGAUCAUGUCAAAGGUUAUCUGGAAACAAUCAAGUACGAGUGUAAACGUUGUGGCCGAGGUGCGAUUUCCGAAAAAAGCUUGUGGAUGCAUGAGUACAAGUGUGGCAUCAAAGCGUCCUUUCGCUGUAGAUUCUGCAAAUACGCUUCCAUUUUCAAAGGGAAUACAGCAAAGCACGAGAAAGUCAUGCAUCCUCUUGAAAUUCACGUUCUCGAUUCUUAGAGAUUCAGAGA
Messenger RNA from Phymastichus coffea, 2293 nucleotides. Its product is annotated as zinc finger protein 91-like. Bases 333 to 2282 code for a protein of 649 amino acids. Gene Ontology annotation, cellular component: nucleus. Gene Ontology annotation, molecular function: RNA polymerase II transcription regulatory region sequence-specific DNA binding; DNA-binding transcription factor activity, RNA polymerase II-specific. The record is from RefSeq and is a predicted model, not a curated record. Gene Ontology annotation, biological process: regulation of transcription by RNA polymerase II. The transcript has 8 exons. NCBI's taxonomy places the organism in Eukaryota, Metazoa, Arthropoda, Insecta, Hymenoptera, Eulophidae.